UGAAAACAGGCAGCUCAGGGACUUGCAAAUUUUUUUUAAUACAUCAUAUGUAUAAGGUUUAUUAUUUAGCAACACUCUCAGUGUGAUUCUCCAACUGUGUUUGUCAUACAGGUGUUGUGACAGAUGAGAUGGAGUCAGUGUCAGUGAUGGAGGGAGAUUCGGUUACUCUACACACUGAUCUUACUGAACUACAGAGGGAUGAUGUGAUAUAUUGGGGGUUUGAAGGGACCCGCAUAGCUCAGAUCAAUAAAGUUGCCAGUGUGAUCUCAAUAUAUGAUGAUGUUCUUGACGGGAGAUUCAGAGACAGACUGCAUCUGGAUAGUCAGACUGGAGAUCUCACCAUCAGCGAUGUCAUAGCUAAAGACUCUGGACUUUAUAAACUACAGAUCAGUGACAGCAGUAAGAGUAUAGAAAAGAUCUUUAUUGUUACCGGUGUGAUUGAUGUUGACAGAGAAGGAGUGAAGUCAGUGUCUGUGAUAGAGGCAGAUUCUGUCACUUUAUACACCGACGUUCCCGAUAUCAAGAAGUAUGAUGUGAUACUCUGGAGGUUUCAACAUGAAAACUCUCCUCUAGCCGAACUAAACAGAACGGCUGGGAUCCUCUCUAUACACGAUGAUGUUCAUGAUGGAAGAUUCAGAGACGGACUGAAGCUGGACAAUCAGACUGGAUCUCUUACCAUCAGAAACAUCAGAUCCAACAACUCUGGACUUUAUGAAGUAGAUAUCAAC
Paramisgurnus dabryanus is the source of this 728-nucleotide messenger RNA. Lineage: Eukaryota; Metazoa; Chordata; Actinopteri; Cypriniformes; Cobitidae. The record is from RefSeq and is a predicted model, not a curated record.